Molecule: messenger RNA, 1726 nt
Organism: Manihot esculenta (cassava)
Lineage: Eukaryota; Viridiplantae; Streptophyta; Magnoliopsida; Malpighiales; Euphorbiaceae
Product: cytochrome P450 89A2
Exons: 1
Coding region: 79-1623 (514 amino acids)
Cellular component (GO): membrane
Molecular function (GO): iron ion binding; heme binding; oxidoreductase activity, acting on paired donors, with incorporation or reduction of molecular oxygen, NAD(P)H as one donor, and incorporation of one atom of oxygen
Source: RefSeq, a predicted model, not a curated record
AGAUCAAGCAAUCUCGAAACUUUCUCUAUAUAAUCUUGUCUGCAUCGAAACUGGCCUCGUCGGACUACCUCCAGGAAAAUGGAAACCUGGUUUCUGAUCCUCAUCACCAUCUCCACCGCCGCCCUUCUCAAGGCUCUUUUCAAUCUCGUAUUUUCUUCCACCAACAGCCACCGCCUCCCACCAGGCCCCUUUAAUUUCCCCAUCAUCGGAAACAUUUUAUGGCUACGUAAAUCCUUCGCCGAUAUCGAGUCCAUCGUCCGCUCUCUGCACAAGAACCUCGGCCCUAUGGUCACCCUUCACAUCGGUUCUAGCCCCACCAUCUUCAUCGGAGAUCGUUCCCUUGCUCACCAAGCCUUGGUCCAGAAUGGUGCUGUUUUUGCUAAUCGUCCAGAGCCUACUGCUACUGUUAAAAUUAUCACUAAUAAUCAGCAUAAUAUCAACUCCUCCUUCUACGGCCCUACUUGGCGCCUUUUACGCCGGAAUCUUACUUCAGAAAUCCUCCAUUCUUCAAGGGUCAAGUCCUAUACUCAUGCUCGCAAGUGGGUUUUGGAAAUUCUUAUCAAUCGGUUUGAAUCGCAGUCGAAAUCCGGCGAUCCUGUUCUCGUUGUGGAUAAUUUUCAGUACGCCAUGUUUUGUCUGUUAGUUCUCAUGUGUUUCGGCGACAAGCUUGAUCAGAAACAAAUUGAAGAAAUUGAGAGAGUAGAACGUUCUGCCAUUUUGAACAAUCGUAAAUACGUUACACUCAAUUUCAUGCCAAGAUUGACGAAGAUCGUGUUUCGUAAACGUUGGUCACAGUUCCUGCAGCUUCAAAAGGAUCGACAAGAAGUCUUGAUUCCAUUGAUCAAAGCAAGAAAGAAAGCUAAUGAAGAGAAACAGAGGAAUUCAAACGACAAAAAAGACGACCAUGUCUUAUCUUACGUUGACACCUUGUUCGAUCUGCAACUUCCUGAAGAGAAAAGAAAACUUACAGAUAAUGAAAUUGUGGGUUUGUGCAAUGAGUUUCUCAACGCGGGCACAGAUACUACAUCAACAGCCCUGCAAUGGAUCAUGGCAAAUUUGGUGAAAUACCCAGAUAUUCAAGAGAAGCUUUUCAGAGAAAUUAAAGGGGUUGUUGAAGAGGGCGAAGAAGAGAUCAAAGAAGAGGAUUUGCAGAAGCUGCCAUAUUUGAAAGCAAUCAUUUUAGAAGGGCUGAGGCGACACCCGCCGGCACACUUUGUUCUGUCACAUGCGGUGACUGAAGAUGUAAUUUUGGGUAAAUAUUUAGUACCCAAAAAGGCAAAUAUAAAUUUCAUGGUGGCAGACAUGGGAUGGGAUCCAGAUGUGUGGGAAGAUCCCAUGGCUUUCAAGCCUGAAAGAUUUGUGGGCAGUGAUCGCAGCAGUGGAGAAGUGUUUGAUAUAACUGGAAGCAAGGAGAUUAAGAUGAUGCCGUUUGGGGUGGGAAGGAGAAUUUGCCCUGGAAUAGGGCUAGCAAUGCUUCAUUUGGAGUAUUUUGUGGCUAAUUUGGUGUGGAAGUUUGAGUGGAAGGCUGUUGAUGGAGAUGAAGUUGAUCUUUCUGAGAAGCAACAGUUCACAACUGUAAUGAAGAAUCCAUUACAGGCCUUCGUAUCUCCCAGAUUCAAAUAAUGGAUCUUCUCUGUAAAUUUAGUUUUUGUUCAAUCUUUUAUCACCUGUAAAAUUGCUUAAUUGCAAUUGAAAAUAGUCAAGCACUAGUAAAUUUUAAUUACAA